AUGAGCUCUACCGGGGGCUCGCAGCGCGCAAACGAAGUCAACAGCGCCAUGCUCAACAUCCCGGGAUAUGCAGACGACACGAUGCUCUUCAUGAUGCGAUGGGGGAGCCUGGCCCAGAAAAACAAAGAGGCUGAUGUGGUGCUUGAAUCGCUUCGGCAUUCGCCCGGCAAUCAGGCGACGCUACGUAAAGUCGACUAUGACGAAUUCCUCGUCCGCCUGUCGGCCCUGAACAAACAUUGGUUUGCGAGCCAGAGAACAGGCGGAAGCCCCGUCAGCGUCGUCGGCACCCGCGGCAGCGGCCAGGGCGACGACGGAGGGCCAAAAGCAGCAGCAGCAGCAGCAGCAGCAGCAGAAGCGGCUAGCUGUGAGGAUGACAGAGACGGAGGAGGCGUCCACACAGGCGACGACGACGAUGCCGUGGAUCCGCUCCUCCAGGCCGCUGAGCUCAAGGCCCGGACGCUGGAGCUGGUUGAGGAUUUUCCGCAGCUGGUACGCGAUUUUGACAAGUUUGUCGACUGUACCAGGGUCAUGGCGGCCAAGUAUGGCAGGGCACCAGCAUGA
Messenger RNA from Trichoderma aggressivum f. europaeum, 561 nucleotides. RefSeq lists its product as uncharacterized. The transcript is spliced from 2 exons. Bases 1 to 561 code for a protein of 186 amino acids. NCBI's taxonomy places the organism in Eukaryota, Fungi, Ascomycota, Sordariomycetes, Hypocreales, Hypocreaceae. The record is from RefSeq and is a predicted model, not a curated record.